Molecule: messenger RNA, 1757 nt
Organism: Triticum urartu
Lineage: Eukaryota; Viridiplantae; Streptophyta; Magnoliopsida; Poales; Poaceae
Source: RefSeq, a predicted model, not a curated record
CUCAAACCCCCAACUUUCCUCACCCCUAGGCGCUGGCGGUGCUGCAUUCCCGAACUAACGAAGUCAAUCGGCGGCGGCGCGGCGCCUGCACGUCGACGGCUGCCUUCUCAAGCGCGGAGCCUGCACAUCGGCGGCUGACUUGACCCGCGUACGCCCCACCUUCCUAGCUUCUCCUGCCCCGCUUCAUCCACCCCGCUGCUCGGCUGCGCCGUCCUGCCCCGCGACGCCGGAGAACUCCGGCGGUUGCCUCUCUUGCUCCCGCACGCCGCACCAGCCUAAGCUCUGCCGGCUGACUGAGGCAAGCUUCCCCUCCUCUUUCCGCCGAGGAGGAGAUGGCGCCACUCGCACCCAAGCGCCGCAAGGCAGCACCUUCCCCUUCUCCUCCCCUUUCGGAGGCUUCUUCCGACUCCGGCAGCGACUCCGACCUCAACCUCCACGACAACUCCGACCCAGAGGACGGCUUCUUCCCCGCAGGGAGCGCUGCCAAUGACGGCGACCAAGAUUUCUCUGACAGCGACGAGGAGAGCGACCAUGAGGAGGAGAGCGACCAUGAAGAGGAGGAUGAUGGUGAGCUGGGGGAGCUCGAGGAGGAGUAUCGCACCCUCCAGGCCAAUCAACAAAGCAUUCUUCAGACCUUGAAACAGCACAGGGAUGAUGAUGUCUCGAGAGGCCAGGCAGUCAAAAACCAAAAGGCGCUAUGGGAUAAGACCCUGGAAAUGAGAUUCUUGCUGCAAAAGGCAUUUACCACUUCAAACAAGCUUCCCAAGGAUCCCACCAAGUCAAGGUUCUGCAGUCACGAUAAGGAGAUAGAGCAAGCAUACGUUGAUCUGUUGGACUCGUCGAAACAGACUCUUGGCUCCAUGCUUGAGCUGCAGGAGGCUUUACUAGAGCGGAACCAGGCCGCAAAGGGUGUGAAAGAUGCUUUGCCUAAUUCAACUGGAGAGAAUGACGAGUGGUUGCAAAUGCAGAAAGUGCAGACAAGAAUAACCCUGUUCAGAAAUACUGAGAUAGAUAAAUGGCAGAGGAAAACACAGGUCACAACUGGCGCUGCUGCACUGAAAGGAAAGUUGCACGCAUUUAAUCAGAACAUAAGUGACCAAGUUGCUGGUUAUAUGAGGGACCCAAGCAGGAUGAUUAACAGGAUGUACCUGCGGAAAUCUGAUGUUGGUGUAUUUGGGGAGAGUGCAGCACAGCCUGCUACUGCUGUUGAGGGCAAAGAUGUGGAAGGUGAUCCUGAACUCAUCGAUGAUUCUGAAUUUUAUCAUCAACUUCUCAAGGAGUUUCUCGAGUCAUGUGAUACGGGGGCAUCUGAAUCCGCAUUUUAUGCUCUGAGGAAGAAGCAGCACAAGAAGAGAAAACUUGUUGACCGCCGUGCUUCGAAGAGCAGAAAGAUAAGGUACAGUGUCCACGAGAAGAUUGCUAAUUUCAUGGCCCCGGUACCGAUGACAGUUCCUCCGAUGGCUUCAAAAUUGUUUGAGAAUUUAUUUGGAAUGGGCAACCAAAAGGCCCCUGCGGUCUGAUUUAAGAAACGAUUCAAAAAUUUGACAUCAGAAGAAGAUUUAGCUAUUCCUUCUUACGUACUUCCUCCGUUCCACAAUAUAAGAUCAUUUUUCAACCUAUGUUAGCUUGAAAAACGUUCUUAUAUUGUGGGACGGAGGGAGAAGUUUUAAACUGUAAUAUGUGAUGGCCUUACUGCUAGAAGAGCAGUGAAGCAAAAUUGUUGUAUCUUUGGGCCUAGAAAGCGCAUUUCUAUUUUA